Messenger RNA from Trachemys scripta elegans, 8782 nucleotides. It is a transcript of the gene NUMA1, whose product is annotated as nuclear mitotic apparatus protein 1. The transcript has 26 exons. Gene Ontology annotation, biological process: establishment of mitotic spindle orientation. Gene Ontology annotation, cellular component: spindle microtubule; centrosome; spindle pole. Gene Ontology annotation, molecular function: microtubule binding. NCBI's taxonomy places the organism in Eukaryota, Metazoa, Chordata, Testudines, Emydidae. The record is from RefSeq and is a predicted model, not a curated record. The coding region runs from base 273 to 6950 and encodes 2225 amino acids.
GGCGACUCCAACGUGCUAGUAAUAGGCUGUGGCACUGGGGGCGGGGGGGGGGGUCUCCUCUGCUGGUGCUUACUGCAGCUUCCCCGGCUGGAGUUCUGCGAAUUGGCAUCCGAAGUCUGGGAGUUCGAUUUCAUCCCCUCCAGCUGGUGGUUUGUGUUGGCUCCAGCCACCAGAAGGAAAUGGAUCUGGCAGCUCUAAAAGUGACUGGCUCUUAGCACACACUUCAUGGUAUAUGCCAGAGGUUUGGAGGGUAACCUGGCAGCGUCACAAAGAUGUCUCUUCACGCUACGAGGGCCAGUGCUCUCCUGGCCUGGGUGAACAGCCUGAAGGUCGACAAUCCCCUGAGUGAUCUGUCACAGCUCCGGGACUGCAGUGUCUUCCUCAAGAUCAUCGACAAAGUCCAUGGCUCUGCGGAGGGACGGUCUGUUCUGCAGCAGCCCUUGCCGGAGAGGAUCGAGUUCAUCCGGAGCUUUCUACAGAAGCACUGCAAGCACAAGUCAACCAUGGAAAGCCCCGUGUCCAUACCGAAACUCUUGGAGGGAGAGGAACUGGAGCUGGCCAAGGUGACCAUGCUGCUCCUGUACCACGCCUCCAUGAGCACCAAAAGCUCCAGGGACUGGAACGAAUUUGAAUACAAAAUCCAGGCUGAGCUGGCGACGGUCCUCAAGUUCGUGCUUGACAACGAAGAGAGCCUGAAUGAGAACCUGGAGCUCUUCCUGCAGAAGAAAGUGCCGCUUUCAUCCUCCAGCAUCUCCAGCACCAGCUCCGAGGAGCAGUCUCCCGUGUUCUCCCGCCAGCACAAGCGAGAGGUGCGCUUCCUGGAGCUGCAGAAGAUCGCCUCCUCAUCCAGCAUGAACAACUUCCUUCCUGUCUCGCCCGCCUCCCCCAUGGGCGACAUCAUGCAGACCCCGCAGUUCCAACUGAGACGGCUGAAGAAGCAGCUGGCAGACGAGAGGGAAAACCGGGAUGAGCUGGAGCUGGAACUGACAGAGAACCGCAAACUCAUCACAGAGAAGGAGACUCAAAUCACUAUGAUGCAGCAACGGAUCGACCGCCUGACUCUUCUCAAUGAGAGACAGACUGCUGAUCAGCUGGAGCCAAAGCCGCUGGAAGAGCUGCGGGAAAAGAACGAAAGCUUGAUCCUGCGUCUGCACGAGGCUCUAAAGCAAUGCCAGGACCUGAAGACUGAAAAAGGCCAGAUGGACCGAAAAAUCAACCAGCUCUCCGAGGAGAACGGGGACCUCUCAUUCAAGCUGCGGGAGUUCGCCAGCCACUUGAUGCAGCUGCAAGAGGCUUUGAACGAGCUCUCCGAGGAACACAAUGCGGCACUGGUGGAGUCGGGGGAGAAACAAGCCCACCUGGAGACCGAGCUCCACACCACCCUCCACGAGAAGAAAUGCUUGGAAGAGAAGAUGGAGAUUCUGCAGGGGAAGAUCUCUCUGCUGGAAGACCAGCUGACAAAGCUGGGGGAGAGUGCCACGCAGGAGAAAGGAGAGGUUAUGGGGGACAUCCUGAAGCUUGAAGAGUUAAAGCAUGAAGUGGCCAGCCUCUCUGCUAAAGGGAUAGAGCUCCAAGCCACGAUCCUUCAGCUGGAAGAGGAGAAGGGCCUCCGUGAGGCAGAUCUUCAGUCUGAACGGAGCCGCUUUGAAGAGGAGAAACUUCAGCUCACGGGCCUCAUCGCCAACCUCCAGAGCUCAGUCUCUGAGCUCCACCUGGCUAAAGAGAAGCUGGAGCAGGACUCCAGAGCGCAGGAGGAGUGCCUGACCGCCCAGGUAAACACACUCACCACAGAGAUUGCUAAGCUAAACGGCUUCCUCCUCCAGAGGGACCAGGAGCUGGUGACUCUUCACCAGCAGGUGGAGGAGGAGAGGAUUCAGAAGGGACAGCUGGUCGAAGAUCUCCAGAAGCAAGAGCAAUCCUCCAGGGAGACCAUCCAAGGACUGAGCCUCCAGGUGGACCAGCUCAGUGACACCCUGAAGCACAGCGAGGAGAAGCUGGUGCAGUUCACCCAGCAGAUGGAAGCUACAAGCGAAGGGGAAGCCAGACACCUGGCAUCCUUGAGAGAAGAGCAUGCGAAGGCCAUGCAGGAAAGGGAGUCUGCCCUGCGGCAGCUACAGGAAUCCCAGCAGGAACAGGAAGCGGAGCUGGCAGCCCUGACCGCUCAGCUGCAAACGUUGGAGAAAGCCAGAGACGCCAGCCAGGCCUCUGCCAGAGAGAUCCAGAGGGAAAAAGCUGAAUUGAGCCGGAGAGUCCAAGAGCUGGACGCCAGAGUCCUUGAACUCACUGCCCGGUGCUCGCAGAGCGAGGCCCAAGCAGCAGCUGCGGAGUCACUGAGAGCCCAGCUCCAAGAACUAGAGAACCAGCUGAAAGACGGGCAGCAGAAACUCUCCGACAAGGAGCGGCUGGCCAAGGAAAACGCCCAGCUCCAAGAGCGGCUCCUGGCCAUGGAAGAGUCGGUCCGGAACACAGAGGGGAUCUUGGAGGAUGAGAAGAGGAGAGCUUCAGAGACCCUUGAAGGGAAUCUUAAAAGGAUAACUGAGCUGGAGUCCCGAAUGCAGCAGCUGGCAGAGCACAGAGAUCAGGCUAUGCAGGAGGUGGGCGAGGAGCAGGCUAAGAGACAAGCGCUCACGCUGCAGGUGCAGCAGCUGGGAGACGAAUACAGGGCAAAGUCAGAGAGGCUGCAACGCCAGCUGGCAGAGAUGUCUUCGGCCGCUAAAGGGGGUGAAGGAGAGCGUGAGAGGCUGGAGGAGGCAAUAAAAGCUCUGAGUGGAGACCACAAACAGGCCUGCCAGCAGCUCCAGGCGGAGCAGGGCAAAGUGGCGGAGCUGGAGGCGCAGAUGAAGCGCCUGACCACAGAGCAAGAAGAGAGGCUGGCACUGCUUCAGACUGACCUUGCCAGCGCCGUCGCACAGGUCAAGGAGAAGGAGAGCGUGGCACUAAAACUCAGGGACGAUCUCGCCUCUCUGCAGGAGAAGACAGCGGCGUCCCAGCAGGAAGCAGCUCAGCGCAUAGCUCGGCUGGAGAUGGAUGCACAGAAGGCAGCUGAGGCACUCAAGGUUGUCACCAAGGAGUUGUCCGAUGAAAGGCUCAGGACGACAGAGCUUGAAGCGACGGUGAAGCGUCUUGAGGAACAGAAGCGUGAGGAGCUGACAGCUACGGAGUCUGACCUCUCCAGAGCAGCGCUGGUUCUGAAGGAGAGAGAACUAGAAGCGGAGAAACUCUCUGGUGAGGUUAAGCUGCUGAGCGCUAGGCUGGAAGAAACGCUGCAGAAGCAGAAACAGGCGCUCGCUCUUCGAGACACGGAGAUGAAGCAUCUGACAGGGGAGAUGGAGCAAGCCAAGGCAGACCUCACAGCAGAGAAAGCCAGCAAGGCAGAGCUGGAAGUCCAGCUGCAGAACUCCAUCAAUGAGCAAAGAGCCGAGCGUUCUGCUCACCAGCAGGAGCUGGCCAGGUCCCUGGAACUGAUCGAGGAGAAGGAAGGGGAGCUGGACGAGCUCCGUCUGAAAAACGUCUCCCGUAACGAGGAGCUGAGAGACCUGCAGAAGACUGUUGUCAAGUUGAAAGGGGAGCUUGCCUCCGUGGAGGCACUGAAGGAGCGGGCGGCCAAGAUGGAAAAUGAGCUGCAGGGCUUCCUAGAGGUUGCCAGGACCCGAGAAGCCGAGAUUGACAGCAUCAAGUCCAUUGUGUACUCCAAGGAGGUGUCUCUCAAAAGCUUGGAGGAGAAGAUCCGACACACGGAGCAGGAAUCCAGCUCCAGCCAAGACCUCUACCAGGAGAAGCUGAAGGAGAGCGAGAUGCUCCACUCUGAAGUGGAGAAACUGGAGCAGAAGUGCAGGGAGCAGCGAGACACCAUUGCCAGCCUAGAGAAAGCAGCAGCUCAAACUAAAGCAGCCACUUCGGAGCAUCAGGAAGCCCAGCUGGAGGCCCUGAGGGGAGAGGUUACGCAGCAGAAGCAGAAGGUGUUGGAGCUGGAGAAACUCCUGGAAGCCUCUAGGUCAGCACAGGCUGGGCAAGACGGCACCCUAGAGAUGCUGAAGAAAGAGCUCUUGGAUAAGGGGAAAGAGCUGGCCCAGAGUAAAGACUCCAUCGCCGCAGCAGAGAAGGAGCUGGCGUCUCUACGCUCUGCAGUUCAAGAGACGGGCGCGUCGGAAGACAGCUGGAAGGAACAAAUUUCCCAGUGCUGUCAGGAAGUGGAGAGGAAAAACAGCCUGAUCGGCAGCCUGGAGCAGGAGGUGUCCAUCCUCCACCUGCAGGUCUUGGAGAAGGAGGGAGAGAGCAAGGAGCUGAAGCGCCUGAUCAUGGCGGAGUCGGAGAAGAGCAAGAAGCUGGAGGAGAGGCUGCGGGUGCUCCAGACUGAGACGGCCACUGCCGCUUCUCGAGCCGCGGAGAGAUGCGCUCGGAUGAAGGCCGAAGUUCAGGCCUACGAGGAGGAGACUGAGAAGCAGAGGCUGUCCAUAGAGGCCCUGAAGAGGCAACUGAGCUCCCAAGGCGAAUGCCAGGAGGAGCUCCGCCAAGAGGUGAAGGCCUGGCAGGAGAAGUGCUUCCAGAAGGAACAGCUCUUGUCCUCUCUGCAGCUAGAGCUCACGAAUGCCCAAGCCUUGGUCGGGGAGCUGAUGCCAGUGAAACGCCUCUACCAGCAGCAGCAGGCUGAGCAGUCCUCCCUGGAAAGCAAACACCGUGAAGAGCUGGAGCAGAGGCAGAAAGCAGCCGGUGCUCUGCAGGCAGAGCUGGCCAGAGCCAAGGGGGAGCUGGCAGAUCGCAUCUCCCUCAAGGAGAGGCUCUCCGAACAAGACCGUGCCGUGCAGCGGCUGCAGGGGGAGAACGCCAGCUACGCAGAGCGGCUCGCCGUGCUCCAGCGGGCCAACGCCCAGCUGAUGGAGGAGCACCAAGCGCUCAGUGAGAAGUCCAGCCAAGGGCGGCGGACGUUGGAUGCCGAGCUCAGCCAGAUGAAGGAGCAGCACUGCCAGGAGAUGGAAGCCCUCAAGGCGGAGUCUGAGAAACUGGUGGCUGGGAGCCAGCGAGAGGCUGAAGACGCUGUGAAGAAGCUGGAGGCCAUGGCCAACAAGUACGAGAACGCCAAAGUCCGGGUCCUCGAGGAGAGGCAAAAGUUCCAGGAGGAGAGGCAGAAGCUGACGACUCAGGUGGAGCAGCUAGAGGUAUUUCGGAAAGAACAAGCUAAGCAGGUGGAGGAGCUGCAUAAAAAGCUGACCCAGAACGAAAAAGCCAUCCGAUCCCAGCAGGAGAAAGCCAAGGUGCGGGAAGGGGAGCUCCAGGCAGAGGCCGAUCGCCAGCAGGUGAAGAUCUCGGAGCUGCAGGAGCAGCUGGCCCAGAAGGAGAAGGCUGCAGAGCACUAUAAAGGGCAGGUGGAGAAGGCAAAAACUUUCUAUGAGGCGAAGAAGCAGCAGAACCAAGACCUGGCGGAGAAGCUGAAGGGGAUGGAGCAGCUGCAGAAGGAGAACAAUGACCUCAAGGCUGAGUCGGAGCGGCUGGCCAAGGAGCUGCAGCAAUCCAUCCUGCAGGCCAAGGAGUCGGAGCUCAGCUGCAGGAACCUGACCAGCCAGGUCCGCAGCCUGGAGGCGCAGGUGGAGUUUGCCGAUCGCCAGUUACGGGAGCUUGGCAAGUUCCAGGUGGCUACGGAUACGCUGAAGAGCCGGAAGACCUUCCGUCAGAACCCAGCUGACGUCAGCACAGACAGCCUGGACCUGAGCGGUGAUGAGAUGAUGCCGCUCAACUCCACCAGCAGGAAGCCUGGUCGAUCCCAGUCGGAAACCUCGGCCAUGCCGGGCAGCGUGGAAUCGCUCACAUCCCAACGGCUGCCUCGUAAAGUUGAGUCUCUGGAGAGCCUCUAUUUUACCCCCAUCCCCACCCGCACGCAGUCCAAACUGGAGAGCAGCAUUGGCUCCCUGGGCGACCUGUCCAUCGACUCAGGCUGCAAGACCCGUUCGGCUCGCCGGCGCACCACGCAGAUCAUCAACAUCACCAUGACGAAAAAACAGGCCGAGGCAGAGGAACCAGACAGCGCCAACGCGUCCUUCUACAGCGUGCAGUCAGCCCAGGCCCACCAGAACGCCCCUGCACAGAACCCCGCCAGGAGCAGGCUGCGCUCGGCCGCCUCCACCCGCUCCGUCGCCAGCUGCCGCUCUCAGGAAUCCCUCGCUGGGCUGGGAGCUGCCUCUCCCGAGGAGACCCCGGGCAACCCUGCACUGCUCAAUCUACCCGGCUACCGGCCUGCCACCCGCAGCUCCUUGAGGCGCUCACAGGCGGGCAGCAGUUCCAGCCUCAGCCGCAGCAGCUUCUAUCUGGGCACUUGUCAGGAUGAGCCGGAUCCGCUGGACGAUUGGAACCGCAUUGCCGAGCUGCAGCAGCGCAACCGGGUGUGUCCUCCCCACAUGAAGACCUGCUACCCCCUGGAGUCUAGGCCCUCCCAGUCCCUGACCGUCAUCACGGACGAGGAGAUGAAGACGGGCGACCCGAAGGAGACGCUGCGCCGGGCCAGCAUGCAGCCCUCGCAGAUCGAGAGCGCAGCCGCCCGUCGCAGCACCCUCAGCACCGGCUGGGCAGGAGGCAUCGCCACGCGGCAGCAGAGGAAGCGCAGUUCAGACGAAUCUCACCAGGGCCCAGACACCCCGGAGUCCAAGAAGCCAACCAGCUGCUUCCCACGGCCCCAGACGCCCAGAGAGCGGAACGAGGAGCGCAAGCGUGGCGGCAGGAAGGGCGAGCCCCAAGCGACCGGCAAGCAGCCUGACCGGCGCCAGUCCAUGGCCUUCAGCAUCCUGAACACCCCCAAGAAGCUGGGCAGCAGCCUUCUGCGCCGAGGCACCAACCGGAAAACGACACCCAAAACCUCGCCCCGUGGCAGCGCUCGGCGGUCCCCCAGGAUAGCCACGGCCAAGUCGCCCAAGGGGAAGGGCAAGGCCAGCCGCAAGUCACCCAAGAACAUGAAAUUCUAACUCUCCUGGCCGAGCCCCGCUCUGUGCUGGGUCUGCCGGGGGCAAAGCUAUCCCGACGGCGCCAUCCUGCUAUGAGCUGCUCCAUCCGCCACUUUGGAUCAAGCUUUUGCCCUUUAUCUCCCUCCCUGCUCUGAAGCCAUCGGUGUGUUCCCGUAAGACCCCGGUCCCCAGGGCAGAGCUGGGCAGCGCAGCUGGUACCCGAGUGCUUGGGGAGGACUUCCAGGGACUGAGUCUGCUCGCUGGGCACGGUGCCAACGGAGGAGCUCUUCGGAGCUGGGGCAGGAAAACCUGGGCGCUUCCCUGCGGGUGGUGAGCUGGCUGGGGAGGUGGAAGGGGGAUCCUGGAGAGAGGGGAGAGCUCCCCAGUGAGCCCCAGCAGAGCCCGCAGGAAAGGACCCCACCCUUUGAGUUGUGGCUGUGGGCUAUCUCCAGCUGGGUGGUUCAGCAGCCAUGUCCCCCUUCCCGAACUCCUGACGUGCCCCCUUCCCCCCACGGCUGGGCUCCCCGGGCUCCCCUUCCCCUUCAGCUUAGCCAGCCCCCGGCAGGUACCUCACGCAGCCCAUGGGCUCUCACUUCUCCCCAUGGAGAACACCAAAGGAACCGCUCGGAGUGGGUCGCUGACCCGCCUGGGGGUGCGCGUAGCUCGGACUCUGGGGACGGGAGGCACCGUUGGCUCUUAAUUGGCUUAGUGGGGAGUGAGGGUUCUUACGGGGUCUCUCUCUUGCAUGUAACUCUAGUUUGGGUUGUUCCCUGCAGGGGGCUGCCUUCUUCAAACACUAGCAUCCGGCCGGGGGAGGGAAGUGGGGACUGCAACCGUGUGGCACUAGCGGCGUGUUUCCUAUGGGGUUUGGGCAUGAGGAUUAUGGCCAGGGGAAUUCUUCCGUAUGAUUCUGAUCACACCCGUCCGUGGGGCACUGAUCAGCUUCUUGUAGGCCCUGCACUGGACAUAGGGAGGGCAGCCGGGGUCCCUGGCCCAGGGCGGGUGGGGGUGGAGGUGCUUCCUCCACUGUACAGACGGGGUGGGGGUCCAGCAGACAGCGUCCCCUCCCCCUCAGCUGUGUUGUUUUGGGUUGUAUUGUAGCCAGCUGGGGCUCCCCUGCGAGGUGGGAAACAGGCCAGGGCCGGGCUGUUGCGCAGGUGGGCUCUGCCCCAGCCAGGCUUAGCGCCGCUGGGCUAGGAGGGGUCCCACAGCCAAGGCCAGCUGGCAUGGUGGGGGCUGCCAGGGGAGCUGGGCGUGUGCAGCCCGGGGAGUGGGCGUCUGACCCCUGCAGAGCUGUAUGGCCAACGCCCCGUGUCCAUCGCAAGGCAGGGCAGGGUUUUAGACUCUGCUCCCAGGGCGAGCUCUGCUGUAUCCCCCUGCAGAGCCCCCACCUCACCUUGCGCUCAGUCCCCCUGAGCUAACGAACCGGGGCUUGCUUCCUGGAGCCCAGGUUACAAUGGGCUGGGCCUCAGCAGCUGUGUUAGCCCCCCCGCCCCCCCCCCCCCACGGUUUAUCAUGGUUGAAAGCUGCUCUUCUGAGGCCUGCAAAGCCUCUGGCAGCUGAGGAGAGGCUGGGCUGGGUCAGUGCCGCGGGGGGCAGCUCUGUGCCGGGUGGCGGGACGGGGCUGUGGGGCGCUGGCAGAGCUGGCUGGGAGGCUGCGCCCACUGCCCCGCCUGGCUGGGGCUCCCUCAUUUCUACAGACGCGGUAAUGACGUCUCGAAUCCUCUUGGCUUUCCGGGGGGCUGUGCUGGGAGGGGACCCGCCGAGCGCUCAGCUGAGGCUGUCUGGAUGUCAGUGGAAUGUGUCAUUUUUAAACCCUUUCUACUUGUAAAUAAACUGUAUUUUUCUCCUGA